Messenger RNA from Bipolaris zeicola 26-R-13, 948 nucleotides. RefSeq lists its product as uncharacterized. The transcript has a single exon. NCBI's taxonomy places the organism in Eukaryota, Fungi, Ascomycota, Dothideomycetes, Pleosporales, Pleosporaceae. The record is from RefSeq and is a predicted model, not a curated record. Gene Ontology annotation, molecular function: 4-hydroxy-tetrahydrodipicolinate synthase activity. The coding region runs from base 1 to 948 and encodes 315 amino acids.
AUGGCGCCUCCACCAGCACCAGGCGUUUGGUGCCCCGCAGUCACCUUCUUCACCCCAGACAGCGAGACAGCGACCCUAGACCUCGUCGCACAAAAGCAAUACUUCAGUUACCUCUCCAAGUCCGGGCUUACGGGACUCGUCAUCCUCGGAUCCAAUGCAGAAGCCUUUUUACUCACACGAGACGAAAAGAGAGCACUCAUGAAAUGCGCCCGCGAAGCCGUCGGACCAGAUUAUCCCCUCAUGGUCGGCAUUUCUGGCUUCUCUGUCCCCCAGGUGCUAGAGAACAUUAGCGACGCAAUCGAGGCGGGCGCAAACUACGGAUUACUGUUGCCAGCAGCGUACUACGGGCCUGCCACAUCCAAAGAAGUCGUCAUGGCAUUUUACAACGAAGUCGCGCAAAAGAGCUCGUUGCCCAUUGUCAUUUACAAUUUCCCGGGUAUCUGCAGUGGUGUGGAUCUCGAUUCCGUUACUAUUGCCGCGCUUGCGCAGCAGAACCCAGGCAAGAUUGUGGGCGUCAAGUUGACGUGCGGGAGUGUAGCUAAGAUUACGCGGCUCUGUGCUGAGCUCCCGAGCGACAUGUUUUCGACGUUUGCAGGACAGGCAGACUGGAUGAUUGCUGGCUUGGCUGUUGGAAGCGCGGGAUGCGUGUCGGCGUUUAGUAACGUUUUUCCUAAAGUCUGCUCGAAGAUAUACGAGUGGUAUACGAGUGGCAAGACGCAAGAGGCGCUGGAGUUGCAUCGUAAGGCUGCGCUGGCGGAGAGCCCGAUUAAGGCUGGGAUUGCGCCGACAAAGUACGCAGUUAGUCAGUAUAGUGCGAAGGCGGCGGGGAUUGAAGGUGCGGAGGAGAGGUUGGCUCCUAGACGGCCGUAUAUGCCGGUUAGUGAGGCGCUCAAGACGAGUGUCAAGAAUACGAUGGAGGAAUUGGCUGCGAUAGAGAAUGGCUUGUAG